Mytilinidion resinicola is the source of this 462-nucleotide messenger RNA. RefSeq lists its product as uncharacterized. The transcript has a single exon. The record is from RefSeq and is a predicted model, not a curated record. NCBI's taxonomy places the organism in Eukaryota, Fungi, Ascomycota, Dothideomycetes, Mytilinidiales, Mytilinidiaceae. The coding region runs from base 129 to 404 and encodes 91 amino acids.
CCUAAGGCACUUGGCUUGGAUGGAUCAUGCGUGUUUCUCGCCGUCAUGACCUUGUCGCCUCGGUUCACAAGCUCAAGGAUAUUAGCUAAGGCGGAGGGGGAAAGGCGGCCUCGGAAAGAUCCUAGAGCAUGGAAACAAUCAGGUUAGAGGGGGGCGGAUGUUGGAGAUUUCUAGAGCUUGUUCGCCUAUCAGCCAUGAGAAAUCAAGUCAUAUUUACCCCAGCUCCGCCUCCUCAAUUGCUUCCUCCGGGUUACUGCCAUCGGCCCGGAGAGCUAUUGACUGGCAUAGUCGGCUCUGUGUUGUGCACGCUUGCAGCAAAGUCGAAUACGUUCACGCAGUGUUAUAGACGUUGGCAACAAUUUGAAAUUUGCGGAUGCUCUAAAGCAAGGGCGCUGCAGAGGUAAAGAGCCUAGACGUUUCAUCGGUAUCAGAAAGAAGACGGAGCUCCGACAGAAGCGCACU